Messenger RNA from Cyphellophora europaea CBS 101466, 1080 nucleotides. RefSeq lists its product as uncharacterized. Lineage: Eukaryota; Fungi; Ascomycota; Eurotiomycetes; Chaetothyriales; Cyphellophoraceae. Bases 1 to 1080 code for a protein of 359 amino acids. The transcript has 4 exons. Gene Ontology annotation, biological process: lipid biosynthetic process. The record is from RefSeq and is a predicted model, not a curated record. Gene Ontology annotation, molecular function: iron ion binding; oxidoreductase activity.
AUGGAUAUCGUUCUGGAGCUAUUCGAUACUUUCCUCUUCGAUCCUGUCUAUGCCACCGUCCUGCCCGCGAACUCCACGUCACCUGUCGCUCAGUAUGUCAAGUCCGUUGCGACCGCAACUUUCUCCAGCGUGCGUGAGGGCAGCACAGGCGCACCCCAACAACCACAGCAGUGGGUGUACGAGCCCUCGACCCGCUUCUUCAGUGUCCAGCCAUACCAUUGGGCUUAUGAGAGCAGUUUGCCCAGAGACAACAUCUACAGACAAUUUCUGACGCUGUUUCUGAUCACCUGGAUCUUCGGCAAUGUGCUCUAUUUUGUGUGCUCCGGCUUGUCAUACUGGCUGGUGUUCGACAAGAGCGCUUUCCAGCACCCCAAAUUCCUCAAAGAUCAAGUGAAGCUGGAGAUCCGUCAAGCUCUGUGGGGCAUGUCUGGUAUGGCCUUUCUCACGGCCCCGUGCUUUCUGCUGGACGUCCGAGGCUACGCGAAGUUGUACGACCAUCCUGACGAGGCGCCCUUCUGGCUCUACAACUUCCUGCAGUUCCCCUUUUUCCUCCUCUUCACCGACAUGUGUAUCUACUUCCUCCACCGCGGUCUUCAUCACCCAGCAGUCUACAAAUGGCUGCAUAAACCUCAUCAUAAGUGGAUUAUGCCUACGCCUUUCGCCUCCCACGCGUUCCACCCGCUGGAUGGCUUCAUUCAGUCAAUCCCCUACCAUCUGUACCCAUUCCUCUUUCCCCUCCAGAAAUUUGCCUACGUUGGACUCUUCGUGGUCGUCAAUAUCUGGACAGUCAUGAUCCACGAUGGCGAAUACCUAGCCGACUCUCCAGUCCUGAACGGUGCAGCUUGUCAUACCAUGCAUCAUCUCUAUUUCAACUACAAUUACGGUCAGUAUACUACUUUGUGGGACAGACUGGGCGGCAGCUACCGUCGACCCAACGAGGAGCUCUUCCGCCGCGAGACCAAGAUGGGGCAGAAGGAGUGGCAGCGCCAGGCUAAGGAGAUGGAGAACGUCCUCAAGGAGGUCGAGGGCGACGAUGACCGGUCAUAUGAAGCACAGAAGAUCGCCAAGAAGGUGACUUAA